Molecule: messenger RNA, 2664 nt
Organism: Hemicordylus capensis (graceful crag lizard)
Lineage: Eukaryota; Metazoa; Chordata; Lepidosauria; Squamata; Cordylidae
Gene: TTC13
Product: tetratricopeptide repeat domain 13
Exons: 23
Coding region: 36-2624 (862 amino acids)
Molecular function (GO): protein binding
Source: RefSeq, a predicted model, not a curated record
AAAGGUAUGUUACUCUGCGCAGGCGUGCUCUGAAGAUGGCAGCUGCUGUUGUCGCCGCCUCUUGGCGAAGUCUCUCUGCACCGCAGGGGAUGCUCUUGGCGCUGCUGUGGCUGGUCUUGGUGACAAGAACGCGGCCGGUGCAUGCCCUGACUGAGCAGUACCCGACGUUGUCCCUGCUCAGACAGGAGCUCUACCGUCAGCAGGGCCAGCGGGGCAGAGCCUGUCCGGAGCUUCUGGCGGCUGAAUGGGACGGGGAGCAGUAUGCGGCAGCUGCAGGCGACUGUGACUCUUCUUUUUUGCACUUUCAUGAGUCAGACUGUGAACUACGGGAGCCUUCAUCUUGUGAAUCCCUGCUUUCUCUGAAUACUGAAAAACUUCUGAAUCAAGCAAAAUUGCUUGCAGAACAAAAGAGAUUUCCAUUUGCCACAGAUGAUGGCAAUACAAACGAAGAGUUAGCUAUUGCAUAUGUAUUGAUUGGCAGUGGCCUUUAUGAUGAAGCUAUACGACACUUCUCAACAAUGCUCCAGGAACAACCGGAUCUUGUUAGUGCAAUUUAUGGACGGGGGAUAGCAUAUGGGAAAAAAGGAUUGCAUGAUAUUAAAAAUGCAGAGCUUGCUUUGUUUGAGCUGAGCAGAGUAAUUAGCCUGGCACCAGAUCACCCUGAAGUAUUUGAACAGCGAGCAGAGAUACUUUCACCUCUGGGUCGUAUUAGCGAAGCACUGGCUGACCUCACAAAAGCUAUUCAGCUAAAACCUUCAGCACGUCUCUAUCGGCACAGAGUUUUCAGGUCAACUGACUUUUUCCACUUGAUGAAAGUUGCUUUUGUCCAGCAGGACUAUACAACAGCCCAUGAAGACUUUCAGAAUUCCCUUGAACUGAACAAAAACCAGCCUAUAGCUAUGCUUUACAAAGGUUUAACAUUUUUUCACAGAGGACUUUUAAAGGAAGCUAUUGAAUCUUUCAAAGAAGCCCUGAAGCAGAAAGCAGAUUUUGUAGAUGCAUAUAAAAGCUUAGGACAGGCUUAUCGGGAACUUGGGAACUUUGAAGCUGCUACAGAAAACUUUCAGAAAGCACUGAUGCUAAAUCAAAAUCAUGUUCAGACGAUACAGCUAAGGGGAAUGAUGCUUUAUCACCAUGGUAGCCUAGAUGAAGCGCUGAAGAACUUCAAGAGGUGCCUGCAGCUGGAGCCAUACAAUGAGGUGUGCCAGUAUAUGAAAGGUCUCAGUCAUGUUGCUAUGGGCCAGUUUUAUGAAGGAAUAAAAUCUCAAACUAAAGUUAUGCUAAAUGAUCCUCUGCCUGGUCAGAAAGCUAGUACAGAGUACCUGAAAGUGAAAUACCUCAGAGAAUAUUCUCGCUAUCUACAUGCUCACCUGGAUACUCCACUUACAGAAUACAAUGUAGAUAUGGAUCUUCCUGGAAAGUUUAAAGAUCACUGGGCCAAAAAUCUUCCUUUUCUCAUAGAAGACUACGAAGAACAGCCAGGAUUACAGCCCCACAUAAAGGAUGUGCUGCUUCAGAAAUUUGAGACCUAUAAGCCCAAAAUGCAAGAGAUGAUAUGUGUAGCUGAUCAUUUGGGUUCACUGAUGCAAUACGAGACCCCUGGAUUUCUUCCAAACAAGAGAAUACAUAGAGCAAUGGGCCUAGCUGUGCUAGAAGUAAUGCAGGCUGUGCAGAGAACAUGGGUCAACUCAAAAGUACGGAUGAAUGGGAAAACCAGGCUGAUGCAGUGGAGAGAUAUGUUUGACAUUGCUGUGAAAUGGCGAAGGAUAGCUGAUCCAGACCAGCCAGUACUAUGGUUAGACCAAAUGCCAGCUCGAAGUCUUAGUAGAGGCUUUAUUAAUCACAUCAAUCUAAUAAGAGGACAAGUGAUUAACAUGAGAUAUCUGGAAUAUUUUGAAAAGAUGCUUCAUUUUAUCAAAGACAGGAUCCUUGUUUAUCAUAGUGCUAAUAAUCACAAAGAACUUGUAGAAGUUCGAGAAGCACUGGAACAGGUACAUAAAGUGGAAGAUCUUCUCCCAAUAAUGAAGCAGCUUAACAGUAAGACAAGGGAUGGAUUCACUGUCAACACCAAAGUCCCCAGCCUCAAAGAUCCAGGAAAAGAAUAUGAUGGAUUUACUAUCACCAUAACAGGAGAUAAAAUUGGGAACAUACUAUUUUCAGUGGAAACACAGACAACAGAAGAGAGAACACAACUGUAUCAUGCAGAAAUAGAUGCUCUUUAUAAAGACCUAACUACCAAAGGAAAAAUGCUUGUUUUCUCUGCGGAACUUGGGGAAGCAGAAGCUGUAUGUAAUCUAAUCCUGUCCCUUGUAUACUACUUCUAUAACUUAAUGCCUCUGUCUAGAGGUUCUAGCGUAGUGGCUUACUCAGUAGUAAUGGGAGCACUGAUGGCAAGUGGAAAAGAAGUAUCAGGGAAAAUUCCUAAAGGAAAGUUGGUUGAUUUUGAAGCCAUGAUGGCACCUGGUUCAGAGGCCUUCAGUAAAAUAGCAAAAGAUUGGCUGAAUCUGAAAAGCAUUUCCCCUUCUUACAAGAGUCUUCCUUUGGUAUCAGAAUCCUUUCCAACCUUACGAACCAUGAUUGAAGCAUUGAGUACAGAGUCAUCGCAUUGCCUCAAAAGGCUAUAGUUGCUGUGUAACUUAGCCUAAUAAAAAAAAAUGACCUCUU